This is a messenger RNA of Lemur catta (Ring-tailed lemur), 6558 nucleotides long. It is a transcript of the gene ABCA3, whose product is annotated as ATP binding cassette subfamily A member 3. Lineage: Eukaryota; Metazoa; Chordata; Mammalia; Primates; Lemuridae. Gene Ontology annotation, biological process: transmembrane transport; lipid transport. The transcript has 34 exons. Gene Ontology annotation, molecular function: lipid carrier activity; ABC-type transporter activity; ATP binding. The coding region runs from base 690 to 5804 and encodes 1704 amino acids. Gene Ontology annotation, cellular component: intracellular membrane-bounded organelle; membrane. The record is from RefSeq and is a predicted model, not a curated record.
CCCCUGCGAGGCUGGAGCGCAGCCGCGGGGCGAGGGAGGGGACCCCGCGAGAGGCUGCGCGCCGCCGCCGCCCCGGCGCUGAGGGUCGGAUGACAUCUUUCCCUCUCCACGGUGAUCUGCCACCAUUCUGACCAGACAGCCUUUUGGAACAAGAGGGUAGCUCGAGUUGUUUCUAAAAAGACAUUAGCGUUCCACAGUGCAUGUGCCAGGCAGUCUCAUGGGAACCUAUUUUGACUUAGUCUCAACUGGGAAGGCCCAGGUGCCAGAGAGUCAUGCCGGCGAGCCCUGGGUCCCUCCUGAUGUCCCACAAGGCCUCAGCGCUCUCAAAACCCAGGGUCAACCUGCUCCGCCCGAGAGGCGCCCCAGCCCCACCCCGGAGCCCUGUGUGCAGGGCUGCGUCCUCCCGGCCAGUUCUCCUGUAGCCGGAGGGAAGACCCACUGCCUGGAGCCUCUCCCAGCGUUCAGUUCUCAGCGCGUGGACAGGACCUGAAGCUCUCCGGGGCUCGCCCUGCCCCAUCGCCUUCCCUGCCCUCUCCAGUGGAGCAGCGUGUCCGCACAGCUCGGCCCCCGGGCCCUCAGCCUUCAGAGCACGUUCCUUCUGCGUCCUGGGUGCCUCAGGGUCUCCCUGGGCUACUGCAGUCCACCGACUUCUCCGGCAGCUGGUGCUGGGCGUGCCUUCCGGCGAGAAGAUGGCUGUGCUCAGGCAGCUGGCGCUCCUCCUCUGGAAGAACUACACCCUGCAGAAGCGGAAGGUUCUAGUGACAGUCCUGGAGCUCUUCCUGCCGUUACUGUUUUCUGGAAUCCUUAUCUGGCUCCGCUUGAAGAUUCAGUCAGAAAACGUGCCCAACGCCACCAUCUACCCUGGCCAGUCCAUCCGGGAGCUGCCCCUGUUCUUCACCUUCCCCCCACGCGGGGACACCUGGGAGCUUGCCUUCGUCCCCUCCCACAGCGACGCCGCCAGAACCAUCACGCAGACAGUGAGGAGGGAGCUAGUGAUCAACAUGAGAGUUCGUGGCUUUCCCUCCGAGAAGGACUUUGAGGACUACAUUAGGUACGAUAACCACUCUUCCAAUGUGCUGGCCGCCGUGGUGUUCGAGCACACCUUCAACCACAGCAGGGACCCCCUGCCGCUGGCGGUGAAAUAUCACCUACGGUUCAGUUACACACGGAGAAACUACAUGUGGACCCAGACGGGCUCCUUCUUCCUGAAGGAGACAGAAGGCUGGCACACCACGUCCCUUUUCCCACUUUUCCCAAACCCUGGACCGAGGGAACCAACGAACCCUGAUGGCGGAGAGCCUGGGUACAUCCGAGAAGGCUUCUUGGCCGUGCAGCACGCCGUGGACAAAGCCAUCAUGCAGUACCACGCAGACACCGCCACACACCAGCUGUUCCAGAAGCUCACAGUGAUCGCGAAGAGGUUCCCGUACCCGCCGUUCAUCUCAGACCCCUUCCUGGCCGCCAUCCAGUACCAGCUCCCGCUGCUUCUCAUGCUCAGCUUCACCUACACCUCGCUCACCAUCACGCGGGCCGUCGUGCAGGAGAAAGAGAGGAAACUGAAGGAGUACAUGCGCAUGAUGGGGCUCAGCAGCUGGCUGCACUGGAGCGCUUGGUUCCUCCUCUUCUUCCUCUUCCUCCUGGUCGCUGUCUCCUUCAUGACUCUGCUCCUCUGCGUCAAGGUGAAGAAGGACGUGGCGGUGCUGGCGAGCAGCGACCCCUCGCUGGUGCUGGCCUUCCUGGUGUGCUUUGCCGUGGCCUCCAUCUCCUUCAGCUUCAUGGUCAGCACCUUCUUCAGUAAAGCCAACAUGGCGGCGGCCGUGGGGGGCUUCCUCUACUUCCUCACGUAUAUCCCCUACUUCUUCGUUGCUCCUCGAUACAACUGGAUGACUCUAAACCAGAAGCUCUGCUCCUGUCUCCUGUCCAACGUUGCCAUGGCAAUGGGAGCCCAGCUCAUAGGAAAAUUUGAAGCAAAAGGCACGGGCAUCCAGUGGCGAGACCUCCUGAGCCCUGUCAGCGUGGACGAUGACUUCUGCUUCGGGCAGGUGCUGGGGAUGCUGCUGCUGGACUCUGUGCUCUACGGCGUGGCCACCUGGUACGUGGAGGCCGUCUUCCCAGGGCAGUUCGGCAUGCCCCAGCCCUGGUACUUCUGUGUCCUGCCCUCGUAUUGGUUCGGGACCCCAAGGACGGUCGUAGGGAAAGAGGAAGAAGACAGUGACCCUGAGAAAGUGCUUGGGACGGAGUACUUUGAAGCUGAGCCAGAGAACCUGGUGGCCGGGAUCAAGAUCAAACAUCUGUCCAAGGUGUUCAGAGUGGGGAAUAAGGACAAGGCGGCUGUCCGGGACCUGAACCUGAACCUGUACGAGGGGCAGAUAACUGUCCUGCUGGGCCACAACGGUGCUGGGAAGACCACCACCCUGUCCAUGCUCACAGGUCUGUUUCCCCCUACCAGCGGACAGGCGUACAUCAGUGGGUAUGAAAUUUCCCAAGACAUGGUCCAGAUCCGGAAGAGCUUGGGUCUGUGCCCCCAGCACGACGUCCUGUUUGACAACCUCACGGUCGCAGAACAUCUUUACUUCUACGCUCAGCUGAAAGGCUUAUCGCGCCAGAAGUGCCCUGAGGAAGUGAAGCAGAUGCUGCACAUCCUCAGUCUGGAGGACAAGUGGGACUCCCGGAGCCGGUUCCUGAGCGGGGGCAUGAAGCGCAGGCUCUCCAUCGGCAUCGCCCUCAUAGCAGGCUCCAAGGUGUUGAUGCUGGACGAGCCCACCUCAGGCAUGGAUGCCGUCUCCAGGAGGGCCAUCUGGGACCUUCUUCAGCAGCAGAAAAGUGACCGUACCAUCCUGCUGACCACCCACUUCAUGGACGAGGCCGACCUGCUGGGGGACCGCAUCGCCAUCAUGGCCAAGGGGGAGCUGCAGUGCUGUGGGUCGUCACUGUUCCUCAAGCAGAAAUAUGGUGCAGGCUACCACAUGACACUGGUGAAGGAGCCACACUGCAACCCCGAAGGCGUCUCCCAGCUGGUCUACCACCACGUGCCCAACGCCACGCUGGAAAGCAGUGCCGGGGCCGAGCUAUCCUUUAUUCUUCCCAAGGAGAGCACGCACAGGUUUGAAAGUCUUUUUGCGAAGCUGGAGAAGAAGCAGAAGGAGCUGGGCAUUGCCAGCUUCGGGGCCUCUGUCACCACCAUGGAGGAGGUCUUCCUUCGGGUUGGGAAGCUGGUGGACACCAGCAUGGACAUGCAGGCCAUCCAGCUCCCUGCCCUGCAGUACCAGCACGAGAGGCGGGCGAGCGACUGGGCAGUGGACAGCAGCCUGUGCGGGGCCAUGGACCCAACCGACGGCAUCGGCGCCCUCAUGGAGCAGGAGCGCGCCGCCGUCAAGCUCAACACGGGGCUUGCCCUGCACUGCCAGCAGUUCUGGGCCAUGUUCCUGAAGAAGGCCGCAUACAGCUGGCGGGAGUGGAAGAUGGUGGCGGCCCAGGUCCUGGUCCCAGUGACCUGUGUCACCCUGGCCCUCCUGGCCAUCAACUACUCCUCUGAGAUCUUCGACGACCCCAUCCUGAAGCUGACCUUGGGCGCAUAUGGCAGAACCGUCGUGCCCUUCUCAAUUUCUGGGACCUCCCGGCUGGAUCAGCAGCUGUCGGAGCACUUGAAGGACAUGCUGCAGGCGGAGGGGCAGGAGCCACGCGAGGUGCUGGGUGACCUGGAGGAGUUCCUGAUUUUCAGGGCCUCGGUGGAAGGGGGCGGCUUUAACGAGCGGUGCCUUGUGGCGGUGUCCUUCAGAGAUGUGGGAGAACGGACGGUCGUCACCGCCCUGUUCAACAACCAGGCAUACCACUCCCCAGCCACCGCCCUGGCCAUCGUGGACAACCUUCUCUUCAAGCUGCUGUGUGGCCCUCAGGCCUCCAUCGUUGUCUCCAACUACCCACAGCCCCGGAGCGCCCUGCAGGCUGCCAAGGACCAGUUCAAUGAGGGCCGGAAGGGCUUUGACAUCGCCCUCAACUUGCUCUUUGCCAUGGCCUUCUUGGCCAGCACGUUUUCCAUCCUGGCGGUCAGCGAGAGGACCGUGCAGGCCAAGCACGUGCAGCUUGUGAGCGGAGUCCGUGUGGCUACUUUCUGGCUCUCCGCUCUGCUGUGGGACCUCAUCUCCUUCCUCGUCCCCAGUCUGCUACUGCUGGUGGUGUUCAAAGCCUUUGACGUGCGCGCCUUCACGCGGGACGGCCACAUGGCCGACACGCUGCUGCUGCUCCUGCUGUAUGGCUGGGCCAUCAUCCCCCUCAUGUACCUGAUGAAUUUCUUCUUCUCGGGGGCAGCCACUGCCUACACGAGGCUGACCAUAUUCAACAUACUGUCGGGCAUUGCCACCUUCCUCAUGGUCACCAUCAUGCGCAUCCCAGCAGUAAAAUUAGAAGAACUUUCCAGAACCCUGGACCAUGUGUUCCUGGUGCUGCCCAACCACUGUCUGGGGAUGGCGGUCAGCAGCUUCUAUGAGAACUAUGAGACACGGAGGUACUGCACCUCCUCUGAGGUCGCUGCCCACUACUGCAAGAAGUACAACAUCGAGUACCAGGAGAACUUCUACGCCUGGAGGGCCCCGGGGGUCGGCAGGUUCGUGGCCUCCAUGGCUGCCUCAGGGUGUGCCUACCUCACCCUGCUCUUCCUCAUCGAGACCAACCUGCUGUGGAGACUAAGGACCUUCCUCUGUGCCUUCCGGAGGAGGCAGACGCUGGCAGAACUGUGCAUCCGGACGUCGGUGCUUCCUGAGGACCAAGAUGUGGCAGACGAGAGGAGCCGGGUCCUGGCCCCCAGCCUGGACUCCCUGCUCGACACGCCUCUGGUCAUCAAGGAGCUAUCUAAGGUGUAUGAGCAGCGGGUGCCCCUCCUGGCUGUGGACAAGGUCUCCCUUGCAGUCCAGAAAGGGGAGUGCUUUGGCUUGCUGGGUUUCAACGGAGCUGGGAAAACCACGACUUUCAAAAUGCUGACUGGGGAGGACAGCAUCACUUCUGGGGAUGCCUUCGUCGGGGGCCACAGCAUCAGCUCUGACAUCGGGAAGGUGCGGCAGCGCAUCGGCUACUGCCCGCAGUUUGACGCCCUGCUGGACCACAUGACCGGCCGCGAGAUGCUGGUCAUGUACGCCCGGCUCCGAGGCAUCCCUGAGCGCCACAUCGGGGCCUGUGUGGAGAACACUCUUCGGGGCCUGCUCCUGGAGCCACACGCCAACAAGCUGGUCAGGACAUACAGUGGUGGUAACAAGCGGAAGCUGAGCACCGGCAUCGCCCUGAUUGGAGAGCCUGCAGUCAUCUUCCUGGACGAGCCGUCCACCGGCAUGGACCCCGUGGCCCGGCGCCUGCUCUGGGACACUGUGGCCCGGGCUCGCGAGUCCGGCAAGGCCAUCGUCAUCACCUCCCACAGCAUGGAGGAGUGUGAAGCCUUGUGCACCCGGCUGGCCAUCAUGGUGCAGGGCCAGUUCAAGUGCCUGGGCAGCCCCCAGCACCUCAAGAGCAAGUUCGGCAGUGGCUACUCCCUGCGGGCCAAGGUGCGGAGCGAAGGGCAGCAGGAGGCGCUGCAGGAGUUCAAGGCGUUCGUGGACGUGACCUUCCCAGGCAGCGUCCUGGAAGAUGAACACCAAGGCAUGGUCCAUUACCACCUGCCGGGCCGUGACCUCAGCUGGGCAAAGGUGUUUGGCAUUCUGGAGAAAGCCAAGGAGAAGUAUGGCGUGGACGACUAUUCCGUGAGCCAGAUCUCCCUGGAGCAGGUCUUCCUGGGCUUCGCCCACCUGCAGCCGCCUGCCACGGAGGAGAGCCGAUGAGGGGCCCGCUGCUGCCUCGCGGGCCCCGUGCAGGGACAGGACGAGCCAGUGCGCAGGGUGCCUCCUCUCCCUCUGGGUUUGUCUUGUCCUUUAUUUUUAAUCACUGUUUUCUAUGAUGGAUAUGAAAAAACCAAGGUGGUGUGCACAGAAGGGACCUCCUGUCGGGAUCAGCAUGCCGACAUCCACUUCCGCAGGCAGACUGGAUUCACGUCCCCAGACUACGAGCAUGGGCAAGCCCUGGGGUCCUUGGGUGGACAGCUGUCCCAGGAAGGGACCGCGGCUGACCUGGGGGUGCACACACAGAGAGGACCCAGCGACAUGUCCGUGUUUACACAUGACACAGAACUUCUCCGGGGAGGAAGUGAGAAGUCAGCCGGGAUGAGCUGUAGCACAGCUCCAGGCUGCCAAGGACAGACAGAAAAGUCGCAAGUCGCCAUCCGUGAAGGGAAGAUGUUGGCCAUGACGACGUGCUGGGGCCUUCACAUCCGGGGCAGCCCAGGAAGCGUCCUUGGCGCACCGUUCCUUAGGGUGUGGGGGCCAGGCACCAUCCCAGGAGGAUACUCCGGAAGCCUCCGGUGCAGGGAGGGAAGGGGCCAGACAGGAAGCACAGUCCUCUGUUCCCAACACUGCGCCCGUGAGAAAUCACUGGCCCCAGGACAGUCAGGGACCACCACAAGCGCUGAACAGCUGUCUCUCAAGGCCACAUUGUACACGCUGUGAGUCUAUCCAGAAAAUAAAGGCUGAGGGGACAUGA